UAAAUUUUAACUUCACAUAUUGAACAUGCUGACCAUGUCCCUUGCAAGGAUUAUUGAUGGUGGAGACUAUAUAUUGUUCUCUCUUCACCUUCAUUUUUCUCCUUCUUUAUCUUAGGUCGUCUGGACCAACAUCAGCCUCCGUCCAUCUUGUCCUCGUUCUCCAGCAAGUUGUUCAAUAACCAAAUUUUAAAUUAUCAAAUUUCUUAAUCCUUUGCUUUUCAUUCUCUCCUCCUUUCUAACCAAAAUAUGAAUAGUAUGUUGAAGAGAAGCACAACAAAUAAGGAUAAGAAAGUGAAUACAAAUACAAAGUGUAAUAGAUUUUUGGUGUCUAUCAAUGUCCUUGGGAGCACAGGUCCAGUUAGGUUUGUGGCAAAUGAAGAUGAUUUGGUUUGUGAGGUUAUCAAAACUUCUCUUACAUUGUAUGCUCGUCAAGGUCGUCUUCCUAUUCUUGGAACUAAUGUUGAUAACUUUUUUCUCUACCGUGUUAAUGAUGAAAAACGGGAUGCUCUAAGCCCAAGGGAAAGUAUAGGAUCAAAGCAAGUAAGGCACUUUUUGCUAUGUAAGAAGCAAGGGACUUCACAUUCAUUAUUGCUUAAUGAGAAAACCUCAAGGCAAAGGGAAAAAGAAAAAGGGAGUUGGAAAAGAUGGCUCAACAAAUCAUUGAAUUACAGCAUUCAAUCUCAUUGCAUGCUGUAAUUUUACUGUAAUUCAUCCACCUGUUCUAUAAAUAAUGGAGAUCGGUUCUCACGUCUAUGUUCCGUUGUAAAAGUUGAAAACAUGUAUACAAUUUAUAAACUUUUUCAACACAACCUACCUAGCUAAUUAAUUAAUUGACAUAAAAAAAUUAUCAUCACAA
Molecule: messenger RNA, 856 nt
Organism: Cucumis melo (muskmelon)
Lineage: Eukaryota; Viridiplantae; Streptophyta; Magnoliopsida; Cucurbitales; Cucurbitaceae
Exons: 2
Coding region: 247-696 (149 amino acids)
Source: RefSeq, a predicted model, not a curated record